UUAUAAAAUUUAUUUAUAUGUUCGUACCAAUUUAAUUAUAUAAGUAGUAGAUAAUGACUUUUUAAUUAUUCAAUAUAUAUUUAUUAUUUUAUAAUAUGUUAUAAACAUAUAAUAUCUAAAAUAAUUUAUAUAUAUAAUGUUCAUUCCGUCCAAGACGCGGGUCUUAACCUAGUAAAAUUAUUAUUAUAUGAACAAUGACGCAUAGUAUUACAAAUGUUUGAAUCGAAACAGUGCUGAAAUAACUUUGUUAUUAUUAUAAAAAUGGAUACAUGUUUGAAGUAUUUGAAAAAUAAAUAAAAUAUAUACCAAAUUAUAAAAUAUAGUUAAAUAUUUUAUACUCAUUUCAUGUUUACAAUUUCAAAGUUAAAAAAGAAGGAUUUUGUUGACAUUCCAUUUUUAAUUACCUACCAUUUUUGUUUUUCAAAAAAAAAACACAUGAUCCAACAAAAUUAAACCACGUUACUUAUUUUUGUUGAAUUUUUAAGAGCAAGAGAAAACAGUUUUUUUAAAUUUUUUCCGUUAAGCCUCUAAAAACUUACUGGUUUCAAAUACAAAUAUUAUUUAAAUUUUCAGAUAAGUAUUAAAACUAUCAAGUAAAAACCUCAGAAAUUUCAAAAUCAAUUACAGAAAGUUGUUAAGAAUUCUUUUGAGUUAACACUUGAUUUUAUCUAACACACUUUCACAAUUUAAAUGGUUACAAAAAAAAAUUAAUUACAGCAUUAAAGAUUAAAGCCCUGUUUUUUGUAAGGACUAUAAAAUAAAAAUUUUCACUUCAAAUUAAAAAUGUCAAACGUUUGAUAUCUUGCUUACCUAAUCCAUCGUGUUCAACCUCUAGAACAGAUCUAUCCAAAGUUUUCUUUGAACCCUAAGAUGCUCUUCUUCGACCAGCUUUGAUUUCUCAUAUAUGUCUGCAAUAAACCAAAAUAAUUUCAGAACUUAACAAUACAAAUAUUUAUGCUGUGUUGUUACCAUGAUUUUGCAGAAUAAGUUUCAUAUGAACUCAUUACACACCACCACAAAUACCUGCAAGUUCUGGAAGCCCUGCAACAAAAUCUUUUAAGGAUCGACAUAUUAAUCUCUUCGGACGCAAUUCCUACUCGACCCCCACAAUCCAAUGCUUUGAAAGAGGUUCAAAGAUGACUAUAUUCCAUUGUAUUCAUCUAAAGUUUGUCGAUAAUAUUACUAAUCAUGGCUAUGAAUAAAGAAAAGUUUUGAAAUGGUGCAGACAAAAACGAAAUAAGAUAAGAAGAAAAUAUUCGAGAUCAAAACUGAAAAUUAGGAAAGAUAAAAGGAUAUGUUGUUUCGCUGCUUUGACAAUGAAAAGAAUAGAGAAAAAUGGAAGAAAAAAAAUACAGACAUUGAAUUAGUUGAUCAAAAGUUAUACUGCAGAAAAGAAGAUUUUGAAGUCGUGAUCAUGAGAUAUUCUGAGAAAUUUUAGGAUGUAGUUGCUGGAAAUUAGGAAUCAAAGAAUUUUUUUCCAAUCAAUUUUGUUUUAAAAAAAUAUUUUCUAAGUAUCAGAUUUUGAUUUGCCAGGCGAGCUUUAGUAUAUAAUAUACAACACAAACGAAACCUCUUCUUCAAGUCAAAAACAAUAAAGAGGAGCCAUGGCGAAUUCACAGACUGUGAUGCUUGUGAUCAGAUCAGCGAGGCCGAGUUUUCGCAACUACCGUGAUAAGGUAGCUUUCGUACUUGACGCUUCCUUCGUCGCCUCCGGUUUCAGAGUCGUCGCGGCCGGACGGCAUGCGUUCGCUGAAAACGCUCUAGUUUCCUCUCCUACACAAGGAGAGGUUGGGAUCGAAGGUUGGAACGAGUUCGACGAGUACGCGUUUGUGUAUGCGAAAGGAUCGAAGAAGUUUCUAGUUAAGUGUUUUGCGAUAGAGGAUAAGCUUCUUGUUGAUGCCCUAGAUGAGGGUGGAAAAGAACCUGCUCAUAUCGAGAUAGAACCUGAGAAGUAUGCUGCUGAGUCCGGAGUGGAGAGUGAUUACGAUGCACAGUUCAAGAACUUGGGGAAGUUAGUCAGUGAUUUACAGGAUGAGCUUCUCUACAAGCUUGAUGAAGGACUUAAACCUGUUGCUUCUACGUCCCAGUCCAGUUCGGAGAGUAACAAAGAGUCUGAGUCUGGAUAUUACGGUCGAAAGAGGCCUGUUCCAUCAUUCCCUCCGGUGAUUGGUGGUUUUGGCGAUGGAAGCAUGCAUGUAGGACCAAAUGAUCUUCGCAUGUUCCCCCGAUUUGGUGAUCAUCCUGACCUCAUGAUACCACCACAACCGGGUGUUCCACCUCCUGGUGUUCGUUAUGAUCCACCUCCACCUAUUGGCCCAGAUUUUGGCCCAGGUUUUGAGCCAAGCCCGUUCAGAAGGCAACCUCCAACGAGGCGAGGAGAUGUUCAUCCCGAUCUUCAGCAUUUUCGCCGCUGGCUUGGUUAAGAUUAUAUGUAGCCAUCUUCAAAAAGAAGCACAAGAAAAUGUGGUCUUAGUAAUAAAUUCAUCUUUGCUUUUUGUCAAGAUAUCCCUAGCUGUUUAUUUCUUUCUUUGCUUUUGUUGCAUAGCUGCUUGCUUAUGUUUAUAACUUUGAUAUAUAAAUAAAUAAAUAAAUAAAUAAAGUUUUGGCUUAUUUCGCUUUUGAAA
Molecule: messenger RNA, 2624 nt
Organism: Brassica rapa (field mustard)
Lineage: Eukaryota; Viridiplantae; Streptophyta; Magnoliopsida; Brassicales; Brassicaceae
Product: probable proteasome inhibitor
Biological process (GO): proteasome-mediated ubiquitin-dependent protein catabolic process
Molecular function (GO): endopeptidase inhibitor activity; proteasome binding
Source: RefSeq, a predicted model, not a curated record